AUGUCAUUCAAGCCUAUCCCUGCAGUAUUCCAUGCAGCGUCGAUGUCUAUCAUGGCAUAUGGAUUUAUGUCCCUGGGCACUGUUACGUCUAACGAAUGGAUUAGCAAACAAACUGGUGGUCACUGGCAAUUUCUAACAAUCCUUGGACUGGCCGCAGCGUGGGUUACCAUAGCUUUGAGUCUGCUUGGAGAUCUCUUCCCAUCUUCUCAAAGCGUCAGUGGAAUUAAAAGAUCACUGUUGAUGAUUUCUUUACCAGUUUCAAUAAUUGUCUCAGGCAUUUAUUGGACGCUCAUGCUUGCUUUCCCCCACUUGAUAUUGCCUCCUAUUGAAACCCCGUCAGAGCCAGUUGAACCCUCAUCCGCUCCCGAAGCGCCCCAGUUCUAUCAGAUUCCUUUGAAGAUGGACCUCGCGCUUCACCUCGUACCAUCAAUCUCACUGGUUCUCGAUUUCUUCAUUCUUGAGAGGAAAUACGCAGCUCGUCAGCUCAAGACUCAGGCCCCAUUCUUAGCUACAUUGGCGGCAGUAUCUUAUGCGACAUGGGCAGAAUACUGUGCUAGCAAGAACGGUGCAUUUCCCUAUCCUUUCCUGACGAUUAGCCCAUUCCAUAUUCGGGUGGUGAUUUACGCAGUGACCACGCUACUCGCUUAUCUCUCGCUCCUAGGCCUAAAUUACGUGCAUCCAAGGCAAGCACUCGCAACGGGGGUGGAUGCCAUUCAGAAGCCAGUCUCUCCUGAAACUUUCUCCAAUUAA
This is a messenger RNA of Rhizoctonia solani, 750 nucleotides long. RefSeq names its product FAR-17a/AIG1-like protein. Gene Ontology annotation, cellular component: endomembrane system; membrane. Bases 1 to 750 code for a protein of 249 amino acids. The transcript has 6 exons. NCBI's taxonomy places the organism in Eukaryota, Fungi, Basidiomycota, Agaricomycetes, Cantharellales, Ceratobasidiaceae. The record is from RefSeq and is a predicted model, not a curated record.